Penicillium bovifimosum is the source of this 1173-nucleotide messenger RNA. RefSeq names its product putative nuclear pore protein (SEH1). The record is from RefSeq and is a predicted model, not a curated record. The coding region runs from base 1 to 1173 and encodes 390 amino acids. NCBI's taxonomy places the organism in Eukaryota, Fungi, Ascomycota, Eurotiomycetes, Eurotiales, Aspergillaceae. Gene Ontology annotation, molecular function: protein binding; structural molecule activity. Gene Ontology annotation, cellular component: nuclear pore outer ring; Seh1-associated complex. The transcript has 3 exons. Gene Ontology annotation, biological process: cellular response to amino acid starvation; positive regulation of TORC1 signaling.
AUGGGGGCUGUGGAGCGCCCCGAGAUAACGGCUGGGUUUGUCGACUUCGAUGCAGGCCAUCGGGAUCUGGUUACUGUCACCAGAUUUAACUUCUAUGGCAACCGUAUUGUCACAGCUUCGUCCGAUCACCGCAUGAAAGUUUGGGAUCUCAAGGAGGGCCAAUGGCAACUCAUAGAUACCUGGCGCGCCCACGACGCUGAGAUUCGCGAUGCUACAUGGAAUGGCCCCUUUACAGGCCAACAUAUUGGCAGUGUCGGAGAGGACAUGAAGUUAAAAAUCUGGCAAGAAGAUGUAACUCAGUCACCAAACUCCGGACGGCGUUUCAGGUCAAUCUUUCGCAUGACCGCGCCCCAUAGGCAUCCGUUUGUAUCGCUCGAUUUUCGCAACAUCGACCUCGAGUCUUGGCUGGCUGUGAUCACACGCGAUGGCUACCUCAUGAUCAUGGAACCUGUCAGCCCUGAUAGCCUUGCAGACUGGCAGGCCGUUGAUCAAUUCCGAGUUUGCACCGCCCCCGAACGCGGGGAGGAAACCAGCUUUAAGGUCCAGUUCCAUCAUGAUCCCACCGACAUCACGCAUACUAUCUUGCCGGACUCGGACCCGAAGAGUCUGUCGCUCAUUGUGGCUGCCAUGGACACUGUGAAAAUCUAUCGCACUGACACAAACCGGCGAUUCUACCAUGCAAUUGAGUUAAAUGGCCACAGCGGCCUUGUGAGAGACAUAUCCUGGGCCAACGGCUCCGUGCGUGGCUACGACCUUAUCGCGAGUGGCGGUAAGGAUGGUUUGGUUCGCAUCUUUGAAGUAUACACAGUGCCUGCUGGUCAAGCAUCCCAGAGCACCAACAGCCGGAAAGCCGACCGCCGCAUGCAGUCGCAGAGGCAGACACAGUCACCAACCCUACGCGCGACAUCGCAAUCCGGGAUAGGCUCUGCUCUAGCCAGUCGUGCCCCUGCGUCGGUGGCCGAUCGCCAAGCUAACGGAGAUUCGCUGUUCCGGCACUCGUUCAAACAGGUCGCUUGUAUCGACACGAAACACCUCGAUGUAUGGCAGGUUCAGUUUUCGUUCUCUGGUGACUCAUUGAUCUCAUCUGGAGACGAUGGCACAGUUCGAUUUUGGAAAAGGUCUUUGUCUGGAGACUGGCUCGAAUUUGCCGAAACCGACCUGGCUUCUCAGUGA